AUGGCCGCCAAUACCAGCCCCAUCUUUGUCUUCGUGCCUGGUGCAUGGCACACCCCAGACACCUUCGACGGCAUUCGCGACUUGCUGAACAAGCGAGGAUUUGAAUCUGAGGCUGUCGCCAAUCAAUCUGUCGGCGCUGCUGAUCCAUUGACUGGUCUACAUGCCGAUAUUUCCUUUACAAAGGAUGUCAUCCAGAAGUUGGCUGAUCAGGGACGACAAAUCGUGGUGGUGACCCAUUCCUAUGGUGGCAUGGUCGGUGCAGGCGCCGUUGAAGGGCUUGGAUUGUCACAACGGGCUCAGGCUGGCCUCCCCGGUGGUGUGAUUCAAGUGGUCUGGAUGGCCGCUUUUGUUACUCCCAAGGGCAAGUCGGUCAUCGACAUGUUGGGUGGCAACUGGCUUCCGUGGAUGUUGCUAAAGAGUCCCGAUGAUGGGUAUUGCUACUCUUCCGAGCAAGAAACUGUCUUCUACCACGACAUGACCCCGGCUGCGCAGCAACAGGCUAUCGCUAACCUCAAGCCACACCCUAAGCCUUCUUUCUUGGAAAAGUCCGUGCACGAACCAUGGCAUGACAUGCCCUCAUUCUAUCUCUUCUGUGACAAAGAUCAAGCUCUGCCGCUCCAAAUUCAGGAAUCCUUUGCUCAGGCCUUGGGUAACCCGGGUACUUACCAUGCGGAUGGGUCACACUCGGCUUUCCUGAGUGUGCCAGAUCAGGUCGCGGAUGGACUGGAGCUUGCGUUGAAGGAAGGUCUGCAGAAGACCGCAAUCGCUGUGCAAUAA
Molecule: messenger RNA, 777 nt
Organism: Penicillium manginii
Lineage: Eukaryota; Fungi; Ascomycota; Eurotiomycetes; Eurotiales; Aspergillaceae
Product: alpha/beta hydrolase
Exons: 2
Coding region: 1-777 (258 amino acids)
Source: RefSeq, a predicted model, not a curated record